Molecule: messenger RNA, 5415 nt
Organism: Drosophila montana
Lineage: Eukaryota; Metazoa; Arthropoda; Insecta; Diptera; Drosophilidae
Exons: 7
Coding region: 1219-4416 (1065 amino acids)
Molecular function (GO): metal ion binding; protein binding; ubiquitin protein ligase activity
Source: RefSeq, a predicted model, not a curated record
UUCAUUUGCUGUCGAACAGCGGCCGUGUCAAGUACAGCAAGAAGAGGCAGCGCUCGCGCGCUUUCGAGCAGCAUUCGAACACGUUGCCCCACACAGCAACGGCCCCGCUCGUCGCGUAACCGUAACGUAAGCGCAUUACAAAACAACGGCAGCAGCGUCAUCGCGUCGCUAUUUUGUCAACGUAACCAGCGCGUUUAUCGUUUUUGCAAGUGUGUGCUUCUGUGUGUGUGUGCAUGUUUAAUUUGCUAAGCAUAAAUUUAAAAUCAGCUAAGCCCAAAAGUGAAGUGCCGUAUAGCAUAAAAAAAAAACAUAUUUGUUUGGCCCGCGCGAUAUGUGUAAAACCCGUCUGUGGGUUACGUAAAGCCGAGCCGUUGGGUUCUUACAAAACAAAAAAGCAAAAAGCAAAGGCAAAAGUUACGCGCACGCCUCGAGAAAAAAAAAGAAUAAAAACGGCACAACAAAAUAAAAAAUUUAGAAGAAAAAAUUGAGCAAAGAAUUUUUGCACUGUUUUGUUGUUGUCUCGCGUGUGGCAAUAAAUUUUGACACAAAAGAAUUUAUUGUGUGUGAGUGUCUGUGUGUGUGCGAGUGGCUGCUUAGACAGGAGGCGCGGUCGUGCAGUACAAGUAAAACAAGAAGAGGAAGAAGCAGCACCAGAAUCAGCAGUUGUCAAUGCGACAGAUGCCAAACCGAGCGCGUCGUCGCUUCCGCUGACCCAACACCAAACGCCCAACAUCCAACACGAGCAGCGCCAGCAACAAAUAACCAACUCCAGUCACUGUCAAACUGCGAAGGGCAACGCACGCGUCGUCGCUCUCAAAAAUAAAAAUCAAAUAAAAUAUAUUAAAUAUAUAUACGUACAUAUAAAUCCAUGCAUAUAAGCAAAUUAAUUUAAUAUUUUUGGUGCCAGUUGCUGAUAUGAAGAGCUCAAGUGAAGUGCAUAAAAUACAAAAAAUUAGCAUGACAAAAAGGCAACAACAAUAAGUGUAACAAUAACAACAAUUAAACACAUUCAAGGCAACAAAACUCAACUUAAUAAAUAUAAAAAGAAAAAGGAAGAGAAAAAGCAAAAAGAAAACGGUUCAUUAGCAGACGUCGCGUCGACGUCGUCGUCGUCGUCGCAGUCGCAUACGUGACAACGGCCAGCUACACAGCACAACAACACCAACAACAACAACAACAGUAACAACAACUGCAGCAGCAACAGCAACAGCUGUCAGGAUGCCGCUCUCCCAGGGCUACUACAUGAAGCCCUCGCUGGCCACCAAACGGGCGCUGAAAGCGCUGCGCAAGGAGAAUCAACAGCAACAACUGCAACUGCAACUGCAGCAGCAGCAGCAGCAUCAACAACAGCAGCAGCGGCAGCAGCUGCAACACUUGGGCGCUGCUGCACGGCCGCUGUCCAGCUCAACGCACACGCUGCACGCGCUGCUGCUCAACAACAACAACAACAACAGCAGCAACAACAGCUCGCAGCAGCUGUCCUUUCUGCUGGGCGAGUCCUUUGCCCGCUUGGGCAGCCUGGCGCAGGCUUUCAAUGUGUACGAGCUGAUUGCCAGCCUGCAGCCGGACGGACACGUGCCGCUGGACAAGCUGGCGGUCCUGGCCAGCGCUCUGACCGCGCACAUACGCCAGCUGGGCGGCGUGGGGGGCUUGCCGUCGGCCAGCCAGGCGCUGGAGUCGAGUCGCAAGUCGAGCUACCAGCGGAUGCUGCAGCAUGUGGACAAUUGGAGGGCGCAGACGCUGGCUUUGGGGCUGUUGCCGGAGACGGAUUUGGAUUUGCAUGCGCCGACGCGAGAACUAGGCGUGCCGAGUCCGGCGCUGAGCGAGGAUUACGAUCCGCUGCUGUGCCCGCUCUGUGCGGACAUGCUGCGCGCUCCGGUGACGACCAAUUGCGGGCACACGUUCUGUGGCCAGUGCUGCGAGACGAUCACGCAGUGCAACAUCUGCCAUGUCAAGUUUCCGCGCAGCGCCGAGCGUCUGCCGCAGGCCAUGGCCUUGACCAGCACCACCUCCUCAUCCUCAUCCUUCUCCGCCUCCAACACCAACAGCAGCAGUCUUGGCCUCGGCCUUGGACUUGCCAGCUCAUCGACGCGCUUCAUGCCGGGCCUGCCGCCCGCGCCGAUCAGCAGCAGCUUUCCCCAUGGCCUCGGAUUGCGUCUGGCUGUGCCCGCGCCCACCACGGUGACCACCACAACGGUGGCUUCGACCACGGCAACGGCCACAACGACCAUGGCCUCCGGUAGCGCCGCGUCCGCCCUGGUGGCCGGCAUGGGCGGCUAUGCGCUGGGCGGCGUCACGCCCACCAAGUUCAUGCCGGACGUGCUCGUCAGGCGUCUGGUGGAGAAGUGGUGGGGCGCCGAGCUGCAGGCCAAGAAGAUCAUCGAGAAGGCCACCAGCUGCAUGCAUCUCAAUCGGCUCGACGAUGCGCUCAAGUUCUGCAAUGCCAGCCUCGACAAAGCGCCGAGCAACUUCAAGAGUCUCUGUCUGCGCGCCGAGGUGCUGCUGAAGCUGAGCCACUAUCAAAGCUCCUUGGCGGAUAUUGAGAAUGCGCUGCGCACGCGCUGCACAUCGCCCAAGGCACACUAUUUGCGCGCCUUGGCGCUGAGCGGCUUGGGCCGACUGGAGGAUGCCCUGUACAAUGGCUUUCUGGCCAUUUGCCUGGACAAAAACACAAAUCUCAGCAACUCGGAAAUCUUUCAACAUGAUCUCGCCAAGAUACUGCAACGUCUCCUGGCCCAAACGCCCAAAAGUCGCGCAGCGAUUGAGUCGCUGCCGCCGUUGGCUGCGCAGCAGCAGCGCAGCUAUGCCGUCGCCGCCAAGCCGCCGUACGCUCUGCUCUGGGAGCAGAUGCGCCGGCGCAGGAAACAGCAUCAUCAUGUGCACCUGGACGAUGUGGAGGAUGAGUUCGGUCUGAGCUGCGAGAAGCACUACGACAACUACAUCAUGGCCGACGAGGAGGAGGACGAGGUCGAGGUCGAGGUGGAAGUGGAGGAGGCGGAGGCGGAAGAGGCUGCCGCCCAGCUGCAAAUGGACGGCGACUUUCUGUUCCCCAGCGCCCUCGACUAUAUCGAUCAGCGCGAUGUCUACGAACAGCUGAGCGCCAAGCAGUUCGAGCUGCAGGCGCGUCGGCAUGCCAAUCGCAAGCAUUGCCGCAGAAAAUGGGCAGCGGCCCAGGCCCAGGCGGGGCAGCUGCCACAUGUGGCAGCCAGCUGCGAGACGCGACGCUGCAGCCGCCUGCUGAGCGGCGUGCUCGAGCGCACGCAGCUGGAGAUGCAGCGACUGAAAAAGCUCGAGGGCUCGGAGCAGCGGCAGCUGACCGCCGUUGGGGGCCAGCUGAUCGAUGCGAGCGAUUUUGAUUGCGUGCUGUGCUGCCGGACGCUGUGGAAGCCGGUGGUGACGCCGUGUGGACACACCUACUGUCUGGUAUGCUUGGAUCGUUGCAUGGAUUACAACUCCUCGUGUCCAUUGUGCAUGUCACCACUUGUGGAACUAAAUGUCAAUAAUAAUCUGUAUCAGGGCUCAUCCUCGCCAGUACCCUUUGCGCUGGCCAAGCGGCCAGUUACGAAAUUCCUAGAAGCCGCAAUGAAACGAUUCAUUCCAGACCACUACGAGGCGCGCUUCCGCCAGGAAAUCGAUCAGGAGCCCUCGGUGCCGGUAUUCAUCUGCACCGCGGCCUUCCCAUCGGUACCCUGUCCGCUGUUCGUCUGUGAUCCCCGCUACCGGUUGAUGGUGCGGCGUGCCCUCGAGUCCGGCGACAAGACGUUCGGCAUUGUCCAGCCGCACAGCGGCAAAUCCCGAUACUAUGAUGUGGGCACCAUAUUGGAUAUAAGGGAUUGUGUCCUGCUCGGCGACGGUUGCUCCAUACUGAGCACCAUUGGCUGCAAGCGCUUCAAGAUACUUGCGCGCAGCGAAAAGGAUGGCUACGAAACGGCCAAGGUGGAGUAUAUAUGCGAUGAGCCCAUUGCCAUCGAUCAGGUUCAAUCCGUCGCCGCGAUGCAGUCCCUGGUGCUGGCCAAGGCGACCGGCUGGUUCGAGAGCCUCAGCACCGAGCAAAAGCACGAGAUACUCCAAAGCUAUGGCCAGAUGCCGCCGCUGGAGCACAGCUGGCAGCUGAUCGCCGACGGGCCCGCCUGGGCCUGGUGGAUCAUUGCCCUGCUGCCGCUCUCCCAGCAGCUGAAGGUGGACAUACUGGGCACCACGUCGCUAAAGAAGCGUCUGCGUGCCAUUGACAAGACGCUCGACUAUCUGCGCGAACCGCAGCCGCAGCAGCAGGCGCCGCAGCAGUCGCCGCAGCAGCCGCACGAUCUCAGCCUGGACUGCGAGGAGCAGGUCGCCGACGAGGCCGCAGCCGGUGUCGGUGUGGACGAGUGCUGCCUGUACGGCGAGUCGCACACCGACGAGGAGCUGCUGCUGUAGUGCAGCCCGUUUAGCUGUACCUCCAGCAGUAACUGUAGCAGUAGCAGUAGCUGUAGCAGUAGCUGUAGCUGUAGUUGUAGUAGUUGUAGUGAGUGUGAAAAGCGUUUCUCAAUAUGGUUAAAGCAAGCGUAAAUUCUGUGUCUAAGCCAUUCGUAUUACACGUUACUGUUAUCCUAGGGGCCAAAACGAAAGAUAUAAUAACUUAGCAGAACCAAAUUAUCACUAGAUGAAACUGUAUAACUGUAACUGUAACUGUAACUGUAACUUAGAACUGUAAACUGUAGCUGUAAAAUGUAAACUGAAAACUGUCAACUUUAAAGAUGUAAACUGAAAACUGUAAACUUUAAAAGUGUAAACUGUAAACUGAAUGUGUGUAAAAGUUGAACUUCGAUGUGUAGCUUAUGAGAGAGAUUUAUAUAUAUAUAUAUAUCUAUAAGUAUGUAAUAUAAUACACAUACAAUCAAAAGUCGCCCCUUACAAUCUAGAGAGCCCCCUAAUUUCUUGUUGAAACCAAAAAAAAAAGAAAAAAAACGAACCACAUUCCACAAUAUGAAAAAGAACAUAAAUCUUUGUACAGCAAAUACUUCUCUGCAGCAAAAAGUAUCUUCAACAACAACUCAUGGUUUCUACAACAAAACACACAAAUUUUAAAAACAAAUUAAACAACAAACAAUACCCAAAUUUUGUAAAGGCCAACGACAUACACUGCAAGAAAAAAGUUAAAUAAAAAAAAAAGAAGAGAAGUAGCUGAAGAAAACUCGACUCAAAUGAAAAAAAAAUUGCAACUUUUCUGGAGCAAUUUUCAACAACAGAUUAAAUUGAAUAUAAGAAGAAGAGCAGAGAAAACUCUUUUGGGAGUAUUUCUUGAUUUAUUUUUAGUAUAAGCGGCUGGAACUAUAAGACAAUCUGCAACAUUUUUUUCUUAUUUUGUAUAACUAAAAGAAAUAUAACUAUAAAUAAAAGAGUAUAAAUAAAAUAUGAACUAGGAGCAGCUCAUAA